AUGCCUUCAUCACCUACUCCAGUCCCACAAGAAACAACCCACCCCGUAUCUUCAGAACUCGGCCCCGAAUUCACAGUCCAAGAUGACGACCUCUUCUUUGAACCGCCGUCCUCAGAGGCCAACACGCAGCCAGUGCGCCGAGCCAAAAAGUUUGCUCACUCUGGGUUAAAGGGAAAGGCUCGCCUUGAGGCCGUUGAGGGUGCCCCUUGCUACCUUCUUGACCUCCCGGAAGAUGUCUUGCACCUCCUCCUCGUACGCCUUCCACCGCGUACACUCCUCCAGAUCGGAUCCACCUGCAAGUUGCUCCACAAUGCACUCAAGGGCGAGGCCAUGUGGCGUCAAUGCUACAUUAACCACUUUCUCUGGGAUGGCGCCGCCACCGACGGCCGAGCUCGCGAGGAGGUCAAGGUCCUUGCUCAAGGAUGUUUGGGUACUGGCGGUCGUGGAUGGAAGCGCGAGGCCUUGUCUCGCGAGUCGAUGAUUGAACGGUGGACAGCCUCCCGCACGUCCAAUGUGGUACACCACCCAGUCAAUGUUCUCGUCCACGACAUGUCGCUCGCGUACCCUCCCAACCUCCCGAAUGCCAAAGGCCCCCUUGUUGUCGGCAAGAUGACCAAGGCAGCUAAUGGAUCUGGAACCUCGUCACCUGCGGCAGCCACCCCAGGCAAAAUGACCCAUCGCCAGAGGUACGAGGCUACGCAGGCGGUUUCGGCGCGUUCCCCGCCCACCCUGUACAGCGUUGGCCUCGAGGUCAGCGCCCUCGUCAAGAGUGACCCUCUGAGGGGCAAGGUGUCGAAGGGCUUUUGGGGUCCUGGCCAGGAUGCCAAUUUCCACAUUCGCCCCCACUGGGACCCAAGCUCUGCACCAUCGGCCACCUUCAUCCCCAGGCGGUCUCAGACGCAUAUGCUCUGGGGUCUGCUCACAGGCUCGACCGUGCACACCACCAUCCAGUCUCGUUCGCACGCGACGCAUGGUGGUCGCCCCAACUCGGUGAAUGUCUAUUCCAAGCCCAACGACCAGCACCUGGGCGCCAUCUUCUCCAUUCACCAGCCCGAGUCGACCGGCGUCGACCCUAUGAAAUGGGCAACUGCUGGUGAAGACGGUCGUGUAAAGUACUGGCGCCUCAACCCUGGAGCCAAGUCGGGCAAGAAGACGCCCACCGAUCCCGCGACGAUCACGUGUUUGUUCACCUCUGAGGUGGUGGAGGCAACGUUCCUCAACCGCUCUGAAGAAGUCCGUCUGCGCCAGACUCUGCAGCCCGACCCGAUCACGAAAGUGGUCUGCGAUGUCCAGUAUGACAUUGUCUGCGGCGUGACUGAAGACGGUGACAUGCGCGUGUGGUUUGACGUAGCCGGCGAACAACCUCGCGAGGUCCGCGUGGACGUCGGGGCGGCAGCAGACUUUGGCGGUGUCAAGCGCCUCUUUAUGACUUGCCGCGAUGGCAAUGCGUCCAUCGUGGUUCACCAUGAUAAGCACCCCAACUUUGGCCGGUACGACAUUGCCGGCGACGGUACCGUCAAGACGACCUUCUAUGGCACCCACGGCGAGAUUCCGCUCAGCACUGUGCAGCCAUACUUUUCGCCAGCUCUGCCUAUUGCCAAGCCUCACCGUGUGGAGUCUACCCUCACUGUUGUGACCCCGACGUCGGGUUCGACUACCCCUACCCCGCUCGAACUCGACGACCUCCCGCGCAAGCUGACCGAGCCUGAGUUUGGCCGGUUCGUUGUUGGAGGCGAUAUCAAUGGUCAGGCCUACAUUUGGGACUGGGAGGGACGUACUGUCGACGACGUGGUGAUGCCCAUGCGCGACUGGGUUGCGCAAGACGGCAAGAUUACAGCAGUCGACUAUUCGUGUGGUCUCGUUGCCGUUGGCAGCUACUCUGGCCACUACGACGUCUUUGACCCUCUUCCCAACCCUCCUGAGCGUCUGCGCGGUUUCCGCCCUCCGGGACACCUCACUCCAGGCGACCUGAUGCUCGCUGGCUCUGACGAGUUCCGUUCCCGUUACUACAAUGUCAACCACAUCAUCCUCGACAAUGACCUGAUCCUGGCCGCCAUCGGGCGCAAUGUGCAGACCUGGCGAGCCGGUACGGGCAAGGGCCGCCAGUCGGGUAAAGACUCUGCUCCGCGUAAAGGCACAUCUGGUGGGAAGGGAGACUUCCGCCAGCACCGUCAACUUGACUUGCGUGACUUGCACCAAGAUGCCGUCGACUCGCACUACGAAAUCCAGGCCGAGAACGACGCGCACCGACCACAGAUGUCUCAUGAGGAGCAGCAUCUCGCGGCAAUGGAGGACCUGGGCCUCGCGGACGGAGAUGCUGCCCUGCAGUAUGCCCUGAUGCUGUCACAGCAGGAGCAAGAGCAAGAGCAAGAGACGAGAACUCCCGGUCCAGAAUCGCCCUCUGAAGAGAGCGACGAAGAGGCCGAGGCGAUCCGUGCCGUCGAGGAAUUUGAGCGUCGGCAGGCAGCGCAGGAGGCGGCGAGCAGCGCGCCGGACAACUCGAGCUUUGACGCGUCCGACGAAGAGACCGAGGCGAUCCGCGCAGUGCAAGAGUAUGAGCGUGGAGGAGAUGAUGAAGGAGACGCGCCAGACGACCUUGCCGAGAUUCUCGAGAUGAUCCGUCUGGCCGAAGAGCGGGAGCGGAGUAUGUAG
Messenger RNA from Apiotrichum porosum, 2652 nucleotides. RefSeq lists its product as uncharacterized. Bases 1 to 2652 code for a protein of 883 amino acids. Gene Ontology annotation, molecular function: protein binding. The record is from RefSeq and is a predicted model, not a curated record. NCBI's taxonomy places the organism in Eukaryota, Fungi, Basidiomycota, Tremellomycetes, Trichosporonales, Trichosporonaceae. The transcript is spliced from 6 exons.